AUGGGCAUAUCUCUGGAAUCUCUUCAUGACAGUCUGCUUCAGUACUUCAAUAUUCUCAAGAACAGUCUAGUCGAAUUGAUAAACCAGGAUUACGCUGACUUUGUGAAUCUUUCGACAAACCUCUUCGGCUUGGAGAAGAUCAUAGACAGCCUCGAGAGUCCCCUUGUCCAUGUUAAGGAGUCUGUAUUGCCCAUUCCACCACUCGUCUGGCUGACUGUGUAG
Dibothriocephalus latus is the source of this 222-nucleotide messenger RNA. The record is from the annotation of a GenBank genome assembly. NCBI's taxonomy places the organism in Eukaryota, Metazoa, Platyhelminthes, Cestoda, Diphyllobothriidea, Diphyllobothriidae.